AAUGGACCAGGAUAUUGUAGUAAAGCUUUCCAAAAAUUCUUAAGUCAGUGGAAAAUUUCACAUACAACAGGAAUUCCUUAUAAUUCCCAAGGACAGGCCAUAGUUGAAAGAACUAAUAGAACACUCAAAACUCAAUUAGUUAAACAAAAAGAAGGGGGAGACAGUAAGGAGUGUACCACUCCUCAGAUGCAACUUAAUCUAGCACUCUAUACUUUAAAUUUUUUAAACAUUUAUAGAAAUCAGACUACUACUUCUGCAGAACAACAUCUUACUGGUAAAAAGAACAGCCCACAUGAAGGAAAACUAAUUUGGUGGAAAGAUAAUAAAAAUAAGACAUGGGAAAUAGGGAAGGUGAUAACGUGGGGGAGAGGUUUUGCUUGUGUUUCACCAGGAGAAAAUCAGCUUCCUGUUUGGAUACCCACUAGACAUUUGAAGUUCUACAAUGAACCCAUCGGAGAUGCAAAGAAAAGCACCUCCGCGGAGACGGAGACACCGCAAUCGAGCACCGUUGACUCACAAGAUGAACAAAAUGGUGACAUCAGAAGAACAGAUGAAGUUGCCAUCCACCAAGAAGGCAGAGCCGCCGACUUGGGCACAACUAAAGAAGCUGACGCAGUUAGCUACAAAAUAUCUAGAGAACACAAAGGUGACACAAACCCCAGAGAGUAUGCUGCUUGCAGCCUUGAUGAUUGUAUCAAUGGUGGUAAGUCUCCCUAUGCCUGCAGGAGCAGCUGCAGCUAACUAUACCUACUGGGCCUAUGUGCCUUUCCAGCCCUUAAUUCGGGCAGUCACAUGGAUGGAUAAUCCUAUAGAAGUAUAUGUUAAUGAUAGUGUAUGGGUACCUGGCCCCACAGAUGAUCGCUGCCCUGCCAAACCUGAGGAAGAAGGGAUGAUGAUAAAUAUUUCCAUUGGGUAUUGUUAUCCUCCUAUUUGCCUAGGGAGAGCACCAGGAUGUUUAAUGCCUGCAGUCCAAAAUUGGUUGGUAGAAGUACCUACUGUCAGUCCCAUCAGUAGAUUCACUUAUCACAUGGUAAGCGGGAUGUCACUCAGGCCACAGGUAAAUUAUUUACAAGACUUUUCUUAUCAAAGAUCAUUAAAAUUUAGACCUAAAGGGAAACCUUGCCCCAAGGAAAUUCCCAAAGAAUCAAAAAAUACAGAAGUUUUAGUUUGGGAAGAAUGUGUGGCCAAUAGUGCAGUGAUAUUACAAAACAAUGAAUUCGGAACUAUUAUAGAUUGGGCACCUCGAGGUCAAUUCUACCACAAUUGCUCAGGACGAACUCAGUCGUGUCCAAGUGCACAAGUGAGUCCAGCUGUUGAUAGCGACUUAACAGAAAGUUUAGACAAACAUAAGCAUAAAAAAUUGCAGUCUUUCUACCCUUGGGAAUGGGGAGAAAAAGGAAUCUCUACCCCAAGACCAAAAAUAGUAAGUCCUGUUUCUGGUCCUGAACAUCCAGAAUUAUGGAGGCUUACUGUGGCCUCACACCACAUUAGAAUUUGGUCUGGAAAUCAAACUUUAGAAACAAGAGAUCAUAAGCCAUUUUAUACUAUCGACCUAAAUUCCAGUCUAACGGUUCCUUUACAAAGUUGCGUAAAGCCCCCUUAUAUGCUAGUUGUAGGAAAUAUAGUUAUUAAACCAGACUCCAAGACUAUAACCUGUGAAAAUUGUAGAUUGUUUACUUGCAUUGAUUCAACUUUUAAUUGGCAACGCCAUAUUCUGCUGGUGAGAGCAAGAGAGGGCGUGUGGAUCCCUGUGUCCAUGGACCGACCGUGGGAGGCCUCGCCAUCCGUCCAUAUUUUGACUGAAGUAUUAAAAGGUGUUUUAAAUAGAUCCAAAAGAUUCAUUUUUACUUUAAUUGCAGUGAUUAUGGGAUUAAUUGCAGUCACAGCUACGGCUGCUGUAGCAGGAGUUGCAUUGCACUCUUCUGUUCAGUCAGUAAACUUUGUUAAUGAUUGGCAAAAAAAUUCUACAAGACUGUGGAAUUCACAAUCUAGUAUUGAUCAAAAAUUGGCAAAUCAAAUUAAUGAUCUUAGACAAACUGUCAUUUGGAUGGGAGACAGACUCAUGAGCUUAGAACAUCGUUUCCAGUUACAGUGUGACUGGAAUACGUCAGACUUUUGUACUACACCCCAAAUUUACAAUGAGUCUGAGCAUCACUGGGACAUGGUUAGACGCCAUCUACAGGGAAGAGAAGAUAAUCUCACUUUAGACGUUUCCAAAUUAAAAGAACAAAUUUUCGAAGCAUCGAAAGCCCAUUUAAAUUUGGUGCCAGGAACUGAGGCAAUUGCAGGAGUUGCUGAUGGCCUCGCAAAUCUUAACCCUGUCACUUGGGUUAAGACCAUUGGAAGUACUACGAUUAUAAAUCUCAUAUUAAUCCUUGUGUGCCUGUUUUGUCUGUUGUUAGUCUGCAGGUGUACCCAACAGCUCCGAAGAGACAGCGACCAUCGAGAACAGGCCAUGAUGACAAUGGCGGUUUUGUCGAAAAGAAAAGGGGGAAAUGUGGGGAAAAGCAAGAGAGAUCAGAUUGUUACUGUGUCUGUGUAGAAAGAAGUAGACAUAGGAGACUUCAUUUUGUUCUGUACUAAGAAAAAUUCUUCUGCCUUGAGAUUCUGUUAAUCUAUAACCUUACCCCCAACCCCGUGCUCUCUGAAACAUGUGCUGUGUCAACUCAGAGUUAAAUGGAUUAAGGGCGGUGCAAGAUGUGCUUUGUUAAACAGAUGCUUGAAGGCAGCAUGCUCCUUAAGAGUCAUCACCACUCCCUAAUCUCAAGUACCCAGGGACACAAAAACUGCGGAAGGCCGCAGGGACCUCUGCCUAGGAAAGCCAGGUAUUGUCCAAGGUUUCUCCCCAUGUGAUAGUCUGAAAUAUGGCCUCGUGGGAAGGGAAAGACCCGACCGUCCCCCAGCCCGACACCCGUAAAGGGUCUGUGCUGAGGAGGAUUAGUAAAAGAGGAAGGAAUGCCUCUUGCAGUUGAGACAAGAGGAAGGCAUCUGUCUCCUGCCUGUCCCUGGGCAAUGGAAUGUCUCGGUAUAAAACCCGAUUGUAUGCUCCAUCUACUGAGAUAGGGAAAAACCGCCUUAGGGCUGGAGGUGGGACCUGCGGGCAGCAAUACUGCUUUGUAAAGCAUUGAGAUGUUUAUGUG
Molecule: messenger RNA, 3140 nt
Organism: Pan troglodytes (chimpanzee)
Lineage: Eukaryota; Metazoa; Chordata; Mammalia; Primates; Hominidae
Product: endogenous retrovirus group K member 6 Env polyprotein
Exons: 1
Coding region: 443-2542 (699 amino acids)
Molecular function (GO): structural molecule activity
Source: RefSeq, a predicted model, not a curated record